AUGAAAACUAAUUCACCAUUCAAUAACUUCAAUAAAAUACUCUUUAUUCCUUGUUGGUCAGUAGGAAAUGUAGGACAGUUAUGUGCUGACUUGAUUAUUAAUUCAUUAGAACUUAAACAACAAGUAAUUCUUCAAAAUGAAUUUCUCAUUCCAUAUGUUGCACCACCCAUUUAUGACCACAUUAAAUCACCAACAUUUGCUGCUACAAUUUAUGGGAAUGAAGAAAUGAAUGUUAUUCAAUUACGAUCAACGUUUAUUGCAUCUAGAUACCUUGAAUUUUGUAGAGACUUUGCUGAAUGUAUUAAAUCAUUACAACCAUCUGAAGUUAUAUUUUUAUAUUCUUCUUCAAAAGGAGAGUUAGGGGAUAUUUUGUUUAGUAAUGAUAAAGUUAUUGAAAAAUCACCAAUAACGAAAGAAUUAUAUUCAACUCUAUCAAAAAGUAAUCUUAAAUGUAAGAUUGUUCAUUGUACUUGUUAUGAAGGUGAUAAUAGACUAGAUGCUAUUCAAAUGUAUUCUUUCUUAAAGAAGGAAUAUCAAUGGAAUAAAGAAAUUAAACAAGUUCAGUCAUGGAAUAAUUCUACAUUAUGGGGUGAAUUAGAUGAAGAUGUUCGAGCUGUUAUGUUUUAA
Molecule: messenger RNA, 627 nt
Organism: Entamoeba nuttalli P19
Lineage: Eukaryota; Evosea; Mastigamoebida; Endamoebidae
Exons: 2
Coding region: 1-627 (208 amino acids)
Biological process (GO): proteasome assembly
Cellular component (GO): nucleus; cytosol
Source: RefSeq, a predicted model, not a curated record